UAGUCACGUGUUACUGACGUUAAAACGGUGUAAUAAGGGAAUAUCAGUGGUUAAUAUUAUCGGUUUGACACGUCUCCAAUUAGUAAUGUAUGUUUUUUUAACUUCAUAUUUAAAUAUAGAUCUUUUAGAGAUAGCGAAUGUACCAUACAACACAUAAUGCAGAGGUAAAUCCUUGACAGAACAAAAUCAUUAUUUGCUGGUGACCAUGUAACAGCGUUUUCUAAAAUAACGUAAUCAAGUAAUGUUAUGAAUUCUCAGCAAUGUCCCGAGUUCCAUAGCGGUGAGAUUCCACGGAUACUGAGACUCCACCUGGGACGGUUAGUGACCAAGGAGGAUCGGAAGAAGGAGGUAGGAGAUUCUGUAGGUAAAUCUUUCAUGUGUAGAUCCAACAGCCCCGGAGUUCUAGAAAACGACUUAGAAACUAAACACGGUUCAAGUACCGGAGAUAAUUUUACUGAAGGUUACACACGAAGACCUCCAACAAAGAAGUACGUGUACGCCAAUCAAACAUCACAGAUCGACAUCCCUGGCUUUCUCUACCUCAAUACAGGCAUGAAGAUUAAACAGAAAAUUUACUCAGAUGAGCAAGAGGUCGCCUUCGGCUGGUAUCGCCCCCACAGCUUGGCCGCAAAAUGCUGGGGAUUUUACCUUGCUCGUAUGACGUCAUCCAUUUCGUCCUUAACUGAUGACCACGCCUAUUUUACAACGUAGCCACGCCCACUAUAUAGGCCACGUAUAAUGAUGACCACGCCUAUUUUACAACGUAGCCACGCCCACUAUAUAGGCCACGUUUAAUGAUGACCACGCCUAUUUUACAACGUAGCCACGCCUACUAUAUAGGCCACGUAUAAUGAUGACCACGCCUAUUUUAAAACGUAGGCACUCCUACUAUAAGGUCACGCAGACUGAUGACCACGCCUAUUUUACAACGUAGCCACGCCUACUAUAUAGGCCACGCGUAC
Molecule: messenger RNA, 962 nt
Organism: Pecten maximus
Lineage: Eukaryota; Metazoa; Mollusca; Bivalvia; Pectinida; Pectinidae
Exons: 3
Coding region: 247-711 (154 amino acids)
Source: RefSeq, a predicted model, not a curated record